AUGACUCUCUUUAUUCUUACCGAGACCAGCGCUGGUUAUGCUUUGUUGAAGGCCAAGGACAAGAAGCUCCUCAAGCGUGAUGAUCUCGAUAUCUCUGCUGAGGCUGCUACUCCUGAGGGAGUUUCAAAUUUGCUGAAGUUGAAGUCCUUCCAGAAAUUCGACAGUGCUGCUACUGCUGUUGAAGAAGCCACUGCUAUUGUUGAAGGAAAAGUCACUCCCCGCCUAGCCAGCUUACUCGACGAGAUCAAAGAUGAGAAGAAGAUUUCUCUUGCAGUCGCCGACCCCAAGCUCGGCAAUGCUAUUGGAAAGCUCCCAGGUUUUGAUCUCAAGAUCAUCGCCAACUCUUCUACUGCCGAGCCCUCUCCUACUGCCGAAAUUUAUCGCGCAAUUCGCGAGCACCUUCCCACGCUCAUCCCAGGACUUGUCCCUGAAGAUAUCUCUGCCAUGGCACUUGGUCUCUCACACUCAUUGGCCCGUCACAAGCUCAAGUUCUCCCCAGACAAGAUUGAUACCAUGAUCAUCCAAGCCAUCGCUCUCCUCGAUGACCUCGACAAGGAGUUGAACACAUAUGCCAUGCGUGUAAAGGAAUGGUACGGCUGGCACUUCCCUGAGAUGGCCAAGAUCAUCAACGACAACAUUGCCUAUGCUCGCGUCAUUUUGAAGAUGGGUAUGCGAACUGAAUUUGAAACUACCGACUUGAGCGAUAUUCUCCCCGAGGAAAUCGAGGCUGCUGUUAAAAAUGCCGCCGAUAAGUCCAUGGGUACCGAAAUCAGCGCCGAGGAUUUGGACAACAUCCAGGCUUUGGCUGAGCAGGUUGUUGGUUUCUCCGAGUACCGCCAGCAGCUCGCCAGCUACUUGACUGCUCGCAUGACCGCUAUUGCACCCAACCUGACAGCGCUCGUUGGUGAGCUUGUCGGUGCUCGAUUGAUCGCCCAUGCUGGUAGCUUGAUGAACCUUUCCAAGAGCCCUGCCUCCACUUUGCAGAUUCUCGGUGCCGAGAAAGCCCUCUUCAGAGCCUUGAAGACGAAACACGACACUCCUAAAUAUGGUCUCAUCUACCACGCAUCCCUCAUCGGACAAGCCACUGGUAAGAACAAGGGUAAAAUGGCUCGUAUUCUCGCUGCAAAGGCUUCUCUUGGAAUUCGCGUGGAUGCUCUUGCUGAGUGGGAGGAGGAUGUUGCUGAAGAGGAGAAGGCUGCUCUUGGAACUGAAGCUCGAUUCAACCUUGAACGCAAAUUGGCCGGUAUGGAAGGAAAGCCUCUUAAGCCCAGAGGUGUCAACAUCGCGCCUAACGGCAUUUCUUCGCAACCCAAGAAGUUUGAGAUUAACGAAGCUCGCAAAUACAAUGCCGAUGCUGACGCACUGAGCGGUAAUGAAGAGCCUGCCGCCGUAAAGUCCAAGAAGGAGAAGAAAGAGAAAAAGAAGGUGGUUGAAGAGGAAGAAGAGUCUGAGGAUGAAGAUGAAGAGAUGGAAGAUGCCGAGGACUCAGACGACUCAUCUGCUAAACCGACCAAGAAGUCCAAGAAGAGCGAUGACGAGACCGAGAAGUUGGCCGCUAAGGCUGGCCUCAGUGUCAAGAGAUACCUCCGCAAGCUGGAGCGCGGUGAAAUCACAUUUGAUGCAGAAGGAAACCCAACAGCCAUCAGCAAGAAGGACUUGAAGAAGGCCAAGAAAGAAGCCAAGAAAGCCGCCAAAGAAGAUGGCAAGAAGCGCAAGAGAGAUGACGAAGAUGCCGACGACAAGGCCGAGAAGAAGAAAAAGAAGAAGAAGAGCAAAGACUAA
Molecule: messenger RNA, 1782 nt
Organism: Talaromyces marneffei
Lineage: Eukaryota; Fungi; Ascomycota; Eurotiomycetes; Eurotiales; Trichocomaceae
Exons: 3
Coding region: 1-1782 (593 amino acids)
Cellular component (GO): small-subunit processome; box C/D methylation guide snoRNP complex
Molecular function (GO): snoRNA binding
Source: RefSeq, a predicted model, not a curated record